GGUCAACAUGACCAUUGCACCACCUGUUAUGACGUCUCCGGCUCCCUCGUCCUCGAAGGCCGAAGAACCCAACGCUAUCCUAGAGCUAACAUGAACAUUGAUAAACCUCAUGCAGGAAACAAGUUUUUCCUUUCGGAAAUCUCAUUCCUCGGGUACGUGGUGACUCGGGGAGGCUUACGGCCGGACUUGCAGAAGGUGGAUGCAGUUCGAGACGCGCCCACGCCCACGUCGCUGACACAUGUCCGAGCCUUUCUGGGGUUCGCGUCCUACUACCGCCGAUUUAUCAAAGGUUUUGCGGCAAUCGCACGACCCUUGACGAAUCUUCUGCGCAAGGACCAACCGCUAACCUGUGACGGGGAAUGUGAACGGACCUUCUCCACUUUGAAGGAGGCCCUGGCCUCCGCGCCCAUCUUAGUUCGACCGGAUCAUGGGAAGCCAUUCAUCCUCAUCACGGAAUGGCAGUCGGAAGCAAUCUCCGCCAUUUUGGCACAACAGGGGAAGGACGGCCGCGAACACGUCGUCGAGUAUGCGUCCCGGACAAUACCCGACGAGCGGAAAAACGAUUCGGCGCCCCAGGGAGAAUGCUACGCGGUGGUGUGGGGCAUCCAACAUUUUCACCCGUACCUGUAUGGGCAGAAGUUUCUUCUCGUCACUGAUCACGAACCACUGCUGGCGCUCAAGAAGUUGACUAACUACACGGGAAUGAUCGGGCGAUGGGCAGUACGAUUGCAGGAAUACGACUUUGACAUCGUCGAUCGUAAGGCAGAAAAACACGGGAAUGCGGACGGACUAACACGUCUGCACAGGCCAGGCAAGGUGCCAAAGGGGGAAGAGAUCACGUCGUGGAAGGAGCCGAAGCAGAGUGAAGGGCUUGAGUACGGACAAGUGGCAAUCCUUCCACGUACUUAGAAGUGAUACGUGUCAAUGAGUGACAGAGGUAAUUUUGGAGGCCCCUUUUCUCCCCUCUCGUCCUCGUCUCUCCUCUCCUUACCUGACAAGUUUUGCUACUUCUGGGAGGCAAUCUCGCGUGUCUAUUCGGUCCCUAUGCGUCCUAGCGCGGAAGGGUACGUCGAAUGUGUAGAUUGUCGACAAUGUGUCUCCAGGGCCCACGGCUCCUGCAUUCAAUACCGAAACACGGACAAGGCUUGGUUGUGCCCCUUGUGUCGAUCCGAUAAAAUUCCUACUGAAGC
Messenger RNA from Chara braunii, 1190 nucleotides. The record is from the annotation of a GenBank genome assembly. NCBI's taxonomy places the organism in Eukaryota, Viridiplantae, Streptophyta, Charophyceae, Charales, Characeae.